UACAGAUAUUUUUUACUAAUGCUAUCUGGCCAGACUUGAGACAGAGAAGUGAAGUGACUUUCCUAAGGCCACUGGAAGAUCUUAUUUAUCCAGGCUUUAGGUGAACAUCUUAAAUUAAGACAACAAGUUAUUGCCACUGCUACAGUCUACUUCAAGAGAUUCUAUGCCAGAUAUUCCCUAAAAAGUAUAGAUCCAGUAUUAAUGGCUCCUACGUGUGUGUUUUUGGCAUCCAAAGUAGAGGAAUUUGGUGUUGUUUCAAAUACAAGGUUGAUUUCUGCUGCUACUUCUGUAUUGAAAACUAGGUUUUCGUAUGCCUUUCCGAAGGAGUUUCCUUAUAGGAUGAACCAUAUACUAGAAUGUGAAUUCUAUCUCUUAGAAUUAAUGGACUGCUGUUUGAUAGUGUAUCAUCCUUAUAGACCUUUGCUACAAUAUGUGCAAGAUAUGGGCCAAGAAGACAUGCUGCUACCUCUUGCAUGGAGGAUAGUGAAUGACACAUACAGAACUGAUCUUUGUCUGCUGUACCCUCCUUUCAUGAUAGCUCUAGCUUGCCUACAUGUGGCCUGUGUUGUCCAGCAGAAGGAUGCAAGGCAAUGGUUUGCUGAGCUAUCUGUUGAUAUGGAAAAGAUUUUAGAAAUAAUCAGGGUUAUUCUGAAGCUGUAUGAGCAGUGGAAGAACUUUGAUGAGAGGAAAGAGAUGGCUACUAUUCUUAGUAAAAUGCCUAAACCAAAACCACCUCCAAACAGUGAAGGAGAACAGGGUCCAAAUGGUAGCCAGAACUCUAGUUAUAGCCAAUCUUAAGACAUUCCAAAGAAUUUGUUUAUGGACCACUUUGACUCAAGACAUCCUGGGAUCUUUCCUGUGUUCAUGAAAUGGACAGAAGGUUUUAGUAACAUCUUUGACAAAGAACUUGAAGAAUAAAUAGCUUGUUUGUGUCAAGCAUUUUGAAAGCUUUUUCUCUAAAACUGCAUCAUUUUCUCUGACGCUGGAGCAAAUGUACUAAGAUUUUUCAAUGUAAGGAAUCAAAUGUUACACCAAGCUGCGAAAGAUUAACACUAUCCACUCAAAAUAAAUAGUUCAUUAUUGGUUUUGUUUGCUUUGAGAAAAUUGUAACUUGCCAUUGAAGUGAACUAUUUUUAAAGCGACAGUAACCUGAAGCCUAAGUGUAACUGUAUUAAUGACUUGUGUUGUCUUCAUUUUGUUUGUGACUGAAGGAAGGUAGCGCACUGUGUGUUAAAUCUAUUCAUUACCUUGAGUUUUGUUGAUUUUUUUGAAAAUAAAUAUGGAUUCUGUAACAAGUAAUGCAGCAAUCCUUCAGAAACAAAACCUAGAAGAGCCUGCAAAUAAUAUUGUUACAGUUUUAAUGAAAGCUGCAGGAAAGAAAUUCAGUUCCUUUUUUGGAUUAGAAAAAUGCUGUUUUACUUAGUAGAUGUACUUGGAUGUUUUUGCCACGAAGUGUAGUAGCCCAGCUUACCAGAGAAGUGCAAUAUGUAUAGUGAUUCUGCAGUUUUCUUAAACGUUUCAAGUGUUAGGAAUUAAAAAACCCCAACAUACUAUGAUUUUUUUUUGCAAGUAAAUGUACUGUAUAGUACAAUCGGAAUAUUUCACAGUCAAGUACAAAUCUGGAUAUGAUUGCUGUUUUUUAUGGUGGAUUUUUUUUUUGUACAAAAGAUAUACACUGUUAGUCUGCCUUCACUGUUGGUGUGAAUUUGUGUGGUUCAUUAGAGAGUUUAUUUAAGAGGAUCAAGCUUUUGGUGAGUUUCAUACUGGCUAAUUUUAAUUGUGAUGUUAGGAGCAACUCUUUAGAAUAACUGAAAUGGGAUUCCUUGGUUAACUAUGUGCUGGAGAAAAUGAGAUUCCUUCAAACAGAAGGCCAUAUCCUGUGUUCCUUACUCAGGCAGAUAUCCCACUGAAGUCAGGAAUUGGCCUAAAUCGAAUUUCUUGAUUUUUAGAUAACUUUGUUUCUAAUUAAGUUCUGUACAACUUCAUUUUGAAUGAUAAUGCUGACUUGCCCAAGUAUAAAAAUUGAAUGAUAAAGUGCAGUA
Molecule: messenger RNA, 2042 nt
Organism: Haliaeetus leucocephalus (bald eagle)
Lineage: Eukaryota; Metazoa; Chordata; Aves; Accipitriformes; Accipitridae
Gene: CCNC
Product: cyclin C
Exons: 12
Coding region: 202-798 (198 amino acids)
Biological process (GO): positive regulation of transcription by RNA polymerase II
Cellular component (GO): nucleus; mediator complex
Molecular function (GO): cyclin-dependent protein serine/threonine kinase regulator activity
Source: RefSeq, a predicted model, not a curated record